This is a messenger RNA of Tachysurus fulvidraco (yellow catfish), 4327 nucleotides long. It is a transcript of the gene fzd3b, whose product is annotated as frizzled class receptor 3b. Gene Ontology annotation, cellular component: plasma membrane. The coding region runs from base 603 to 2675 and encodes 690 amino acids. The transcript is spliced from 7 exons. The record is from RefSeq and is a predicted model, not a curated record. Lineage: Eukaryota; Metazoa; Chordata; Actinopteri; Siluriformes; Bagridae. Gene Ontology annotation, molecular function: Wnt receptor activity; Wnt-protein binding. Gene Ontology annotation, biological process: non-canonical Wnt signaling pathway; canonical Wnt signaling pathway.
CAGAAUCGGCUGGAGUAUGCAAAGCGAGCAGCGGACCGUUGGUGUGUUUCAGGACGUUGGCACAGUUUCUUAUGGUCUACAGUGUAGGUUAUGUGUACAGGUAAACUCUGUUCACUCUGAAACAGGUGUGUGUGUGUGUGUGUGUGUGUGUGUGUGUGUGUGUGUGUGUGUGUGUGUGUGUGUGUAAAAGGCAAGGCGUGUGUGUGAAGCUCAGAGCCGCUGCAACGAAGACGCGGUGUAUUGUCAUAUACACAGAGAAACGGCGACAAGAACAACGUCAACCAAAAGGUGCUCUUACAUGAUGCAUACUGUUUAUUGAUGACCAUGAUGGCCAACCUGAUGGAAGACAACAUCAUGUUAUAAUCUCUGGACUUCUAUGAAUGCAUGAGCUUUGAAGUGGCUGAUCAAAGUGUGCGCUGAGGCGAACAGCUACUGAAGAGGGCAUCGUGAGUGCUCACGCAGGGGGAUGGAAGCAGUGGACUAGCCAAGUCUACCUCCCUGAUGCUCUGGGUGUGGUGGAUAUCCGUUAGGAGAUGAUUCGGCUCCUGUGAUCACCUCACACAUCCUGCCAGUAUUGCAGCACUGCAUUUUGUGCAUGAAGGAUGGGACCCAAAGUGGAUUUAUCGGUACUUGUGCUUGGUUUCUGCUGCAGGGGAAUGGGGCUGCUGUGGACACUGCUGGCAUCUACUCUGUUCGCCUGCAGCUCUGCUAUUCUCAUGGACACUGUAGAAAGCCACAGCAUGUUUACCUGUGAGCCCAUAGGGCUCCGAAUGUGUCAGGAUCUCCCCUACAACACCACCUUCAUGCCCAACCUGCUUAACCACUAUGACCAACAGACAGCCGCUCUCGCCAUGGAGCUCUUUCACCCCAUGGUGAACCUGCAGUGUUCUCCAGACCUGAGGCCUUUCCUGUGUGCUCUCUACGCCCCCGUGUGUACGGAGUAUGGCCGCAUGUCGCUGCCCUGCCGUAGUCUGUGUAUCCACUCAAAGAGAGACUGUCACAAGCUAAUGGAUAUGUUUGGUGUGUCGUGGCCUGAGGAGAUGGACUGCAGCAGGUUCCCAGAGUGUGAUGAGCCGUAUCCGCGUGCUGUAGACAUGCUGACCACUCUGAACACAUCAGACGAGUUGCCCAUGACUGUGCAGAGAGACUAUGGUUUCUGGUGUCCUCGAGAAUUGAAGAUUGAUCCUGAGCUGGGUUACACCUUCCUGGGUGUGCGUGACUGCUCUCCUCCUUGCCCUAACAUGUAUUUCAGACGAGAAGAGCUCACCUUUGCCCGCUACUUCAUUGGCGUCAUCUCUAUAGUCUGCUUGUCCGCAACACUCUUCACGUUUCUUACCUUCCUCAUUGAUGUCACGCGCUUCCGCUACCCGGAGCGACCCAUCAUCUUCUACGCUGUGUGCUACAUGAUGGUGUCGCUGGUCUUUUUCCUGGGCUUUCUGCUGGAGGAGCGUGUGGCGUGUAAUGCAGCUAACCCGGCCCAGUUCAAAGCCUCCACGGUGACGCAGGGCUCCCAUAACAAAGCAUGCACUCUGCUCUUCAUGGUGCUCUACUUCUUCACUAUGGCUGGAAGUGUGUGGUGGGUGAUCCUCACAAUCACCUGGUUUCUGGCUGCUGUGCCCAAGUGGGGCAGUGAGGCCAUCGAAAAGAAAGCCCUGCUGUUCCAUGCCAGUGCCUGGGGCGUACCUGGUGUGCUGACUGUAGCGCUACUGGCCAUGAAUAAGAUCGAGGGAGAUAAUAUCAGUGGCGUGUGCUUUGUAGGACUGUACGAUGUGCACACACUGCGCUGGUUUGUGCUGGCUCCACUGUGCCUGGACGUGCUGGUCGGCGUGUCUCUUCUCCUGGCUGGAAUCGUGGCCCUAAACCGCAUCCGCAUGGAGAUCCCUCUAGAGAAAGAGAACCAGGACAAGCUGGUGAAGUUCAUGAUCCGUAUCGCCGUGUUCUCUGUUCUAUACCUGGUGCCACUGCUGACGGUGUUGGGCUGUUACCUGUAUGAACAGGCGUACCGUCCAGUGUGGGAGACCACCUGGGUACUGGAUCGCUGCAGAGAGUAUCACAUCCCCUGUCCUUAUCAGGUGGAGCAGACGAGCAGGCCUGACCUGGUUCUGUUCAUUAUGAAGUACCUGAUGGUGUUGGUCGUUGGCAUCCCGUCUGUGUUCUGGGUGGGCAGUAAGAAGACCUGCUUUGAGUGGGCCAGCUUUCUUCAUGGCCGCAGACGCAAAGACAGUACGGUGAACGACAGCCGUCAGGUCCUGCAGGAGCCCGACUUUGCUCAGGCUCUGUUGCGUGACCCCAAUACACCCAUCAUACGCAAGUCACGUGGUACAUCCACACAGGGCACGUCCACCCAUGCCUCCUCCACUCACCUGGCCACGUUAGACGAUGUGCGCAGCAAAGCGAGCAGCAUCCACAGCAAGAUGAGCAGCUACCACGGCAGCCUGCACCGCUCCCGUGACGGCAGGUACACUCCUACCAGCCACAGGGCCAUGGAGGAACGCCCACCCUAUGGGAGCAUGCCCCGCCUUAACGAGCAGCUAUCCCGUCACAGCAGCCUACACCGACUCGACAGCCAAUCACGACACAGCAGCGCACGGGACUUAAGUCAUCCUCCACCUACCAACAUAACACACGGCUCCAGCAUGAACCGCGUGGUGGAGGAAGACGGAGCAAGUGUGUAAUAACUAGACAGUUUAGUUUACACACAUUGUCCUCAGCAUCUCCCCCUGAACUAUCUGGAACAACAGACUCUUUACUCUGCAGAGGGAGAAGGUGCACAUGUGAAGACUGCACUCAAGCUACUGUAUACUGUAUACGAUACUGUAAAGUUCAGGUGAUGGGACAAGUGAGUAACAUAAUAUAGCAUUAUUCUGCCCCCUGCUGAGGGACUGCAGACAUGUUUCUCUUUUUGUUUAUUGUUUUUUUUUCUUUCAAGUGAGCAGCUUGCAGCUGUGCAGUCUUAGAAACUCAGUGUCUUACUUGCUGACUUGCAGCUUUUUCGUCAUGCAGUCCUUACCACGGCUGUGAGAAGCUCAUCAGAGCAGCUUCACUCAGUGAGGAUCUUUUACAUCUUAGCCUUCUUCAUGUACAAGCACUCCCCCCUUGUCAGCUUAAAGACAAUGGGGGAAAUUAAGACAAAUGUUACAGUACUUGGCAGUUAUGUGCCUCUGGCAAGCAAUUAAAUACACAAGACAAGGAUGAAGAAAGUAAAGGAUUUACUCACAUUAGCUCUUGUGAUGUAUAAGUUUUCUGUACAUUACAGUACUCCUCAGAAACCGCAGACCUGAAAACCUCACUUCCACCAGAUGGACCAUAUACCCUGCUGCAUCAGCCUACCUCAUCAGCCCACAGAUCCCAGACCUGCCUCAGAUCACACCAAACGUUCAACCUGUGAUCGCUCUCCUUGUAGUGAUUAUUAAUGAUUUAGAAGCAGAGUGGCUUCACUGGCACAGUGCAGCGUUUCCACAAAUGCAUUUGUUUUCGACACAGGUCUGUAACUCCACAGGAAAGAAAACAUUCACAGAGGUGUAAAUGUAUUUUGUGCACACUACUGAUGGCAUGCUGCCUGUGGCGAGAGAAGUGUAAACAACUCGAACCAGAAAAUUGCUGUGUGAACAAAUCUGGUUUAAAAAUCUACAUUAAUAAACACUGAAGCGAGAAGUCCCACAACAGUGCAGAAAUGUGUGGUUACUGCUUCUGGUCCAUCCAUCAGCUCCAUUCUGCACACUAUAUGCAAAUAGCUUUGAAAACUAUUUCUGCUUGACAUUUCUGUUGCUCUCUUCCGUAUGCAAUGUGUGCUCCUACUGUAAGCAUGUAUAUGUGCAACACUGUAAAGUAUUUCUGCUUCCAGAUGCUUUUCUGGUACAGAAUUCAAAAUUUAAUACAUAUUUAUAUCAAGUUCUGAAUAUUUUGUAUUGUUUUUUUGUUUGUUUGUUUUUUUUAAACUGAGCUGCACCAAUUCAAACUUUUGUUAAAUUGUAGCUAAAUCCUGAUUUAUCCCGAGUGCUUUUGUUUACCUGUUGGAAAAGUGAAAUAUCUUUGUGGUAUUUAGUGCCUGAAAAUGUGACCGUGGACCUGAGCUUUGUGAAAUGAUGACGCUUUAACAGCUACUACUGCUUCUUUAGUUUCUUGGCCUUCAGUCUCGAAAGUAUGUACAAUGCUUUGUUCUCUACUUUUGUCUUUACUGUAGGGACUGCUGAUUUUCUUAGAGGGAGUGAGAUUUAGCACUUUAACUGUAAGCUGUUGAAUGUGUAUUGAUAUUCUUUGCAGUUUUAGGGUCUUGCAAAAAUUUCAGAUCUUUUUUUUUUAAUAAAGAAAUACAAUUGCUGUUGAA